AUGCGGAAGGUCAGCCAUUCGCAAAUGCGAAAGGUCAGCCAGACACAGUUUAUGCGACGAGCCCUGUCUGAUCCGGUGCUGAUCAAGCCGUCCCACGAGAAUUUUCUGGUCGAGUGGAACGCGAUUGAGCAAGCCCCUUCCAUCUAUGACAAAGAUGCGGAUCCACUCUACGGGAUCCUCAUUCGUAUUGCCGAGCUCGACCUCUCUGGAGUACCACGUCACUCUUCGGCCGAAGAGCGCUACAAAAUUGGGCAAAAAGUCGAAAGGCAGCAGCGGAGACGCCACUCCAUUAUGUUGGCAAAUUUACGGGAUGCUGGCUAUACGGCAGAAGGGCUGAAAGAAAGCAGUUCGGCGCCGGAUAUUCUUCAACUAUGCUUUUCUUCCCAUAUGGACAGGAAGAGGGUGUCAUUUGGUAUUGAGGCAAUUUUACCGCCAUCGUAUCAUAGUGGAUUAGCGAGCCCAUCCUCACCUAAUGCUCGACCAAUUUUGUUGAAAAAGUGUAUCGACCAGAUUGAUACGACACUUCCCUUGUCUCAUAUGGAUUUUGAUACCUUUGCGGCGUGGAGGAGAGGAUCAAAAAUGUCGAUUGAUUUACAAGCCAAAAAACGGAAGGAAUCAAAAUCAAGCAUUCCCGAACGACCCGAACCCCACCAUCCCCUCGCGUUCGUAAAAUCAGCCCUAAUCUCCUGCUUUCAAAGAAGAUCCUAUUGCCGUACUCGACCCGACCAAUCCUUC
Molecule: messenger RNA, 735 nt
Organism: Mesorhabditis spiculigera
Lineage: Eukaryota; Metazoa; Nematoda; Chromadorea; Rhabditida; Rhabditidae
Source: the annotation of a GenBank genome assembly